Molecule: messenger RNA, 2369 nt
Organism: Trifolium pratense (red clover)
Lineage: Eukaryota; Viridiplantae; Streptophyta; Magnoliopsida; Fabales; Fabaceae
Product: protein NLRC3
Exons: 18
Coding region: 189-1991 (600 amino acids)
Molecular function (GO): protein binding
Source: RefSeq, a predicted model, not a curated record
ACACAAAACAACAAGAAUCAAAAUCAAACCAAAACCUCAGUCGUUCUCCUUUCUUCUCUAGAUACAGAUACAGUAUUCUCAAUCUCAACUCUCUCAUUCUCCAGUUAAACACAAACAAUUUUCCAUUAUUUAACAUCAACUCUAUCUUCAAUCAAUUUUUCUAUGCUCCUUCAUUUUUCAUAAUCAUCAUGACCUUCAUUUCCACACUCUCUCUCUACUCACACCCGCAACCUCAAGUUCGUCUCCGCCACAAGCGGUUACAAUCGCCAAUCGUCACCGCCGUUCAAUUCGUUUGGCUUCCGAGUUUGAAGAGACGUGCUUCUAGAAGCUUCGUUGUUAGAGCUGCUGGUUCUAGUGUUGAAGGACGUGCUUCUGGUUCUCGGAGAGUUUAUCGCGAGUCUCAGGCUAAUGCUUCUCUUUCUGUUGCUUCGGUUAAACAGAUUGCAACUUCCGUUGCUCCAUUUGGAGUGUUGUUAGCUUUUACUCUCGUUAUCUGGAAAUUGGCGGAGAAGUUUCUUGCUCCAACUCCAAAGCAAUCAAAGUCUCCGACUGCUGAAAGCCAGUCUGCUUCACAAGGAUUGAAAUGGUCUUUUGCUGCUGGUACAAAUUUGUUGUCUCAGUUUGGGGCAAAGGUUGAGAGGCAAUCUAAACAGAAACUUAACGAGUUUGCUCGAGAACUGAGGUCAUUUCCAUUUAUUGAUAUGUCAGGGCGCAAUUUUGGAGAUGAAGGAUUAUUCUUUCUUGCGGAGAGCUUGGCAUUUAACCAGACUGCAGAGGAAGUGAGCUUUGCUGCAAAUGGAAUAACUGCUGCUGGAAUGAAAGCUUUUGAUGGUGUUCUUCAGUCAAACAUCACACUGAAGAUUCUUGAUCUUUCAGGAAAUCCUGUUGGAGAUGAAGGAGCUAAGUGCCUAUGUGACAUACUGAUGGGUAACUCCAGCAUUGAAAAGCUCCAGCUAAACAGUGCUGACUUGGGGGAUGAGGGUGCAAAAGCUAUUGCAGAAAUGCUGAAGUCAAAUUCGAGUCUGCGGGUUCUUGAACUUAACAACAACAUGAUUGAAUAUUCUGGAUUUACAAGUCUGGCUGGAGCUCUUCUUGAGAAUAAAAGCAUAAGAAAUAUACAUCUCAAUGGCAAUUAUGGUGGUGCUUUGGGGGCUAAUGCAUUGGCUAAAGCACUUGAGGGCAACAAGUCUCUAAGGGAACUACAUUUGCAUGGAAAUUCUAUUGGAGAUGAAGGAAUUCGUUCUUUGAUGACAGGAUUAACUUUACAUAGAGGGAAACUUACACUUCUAGACAUUGGGAACAACUCAUUAACAGCUAAAGGAGCAUUCUAUGUUGCUGGGUAUAUUAGAAAGAUCAAAAGCCUGUUAUGGUUGAACAUUUACAUGAAUGACAUUGGUGAUGAGGGUGCAGAAAAAAUUGCAGACGCUUUAAAGGAAAAUCGAUCGAUAACAACAUUAGAUCUGGGGGGAAAUAACAUUCAUGCUGCUGGAGUUGGUGCCGUUGCUAAAGUUUUGAAAGAUAAUUCAGUUAUUACCACUUUAGAACUUAGUUAUAAUCCCAUUGGACCAGAUGGAGCCAAGGCCUUGGCCGAAGUUAUCAAGUUCCAUGGAAACAUAAAAACCCUUAAACUUGGGUGGUGCCAGAUAGGAGCAAAAGGGUCAGAGUUCAUUGCGGAUGCUUUAAAAUAUAAUACGACAAUAUCAGUUCUGGACCUAAGAGCAAAUGGACUAAGAGAUGAAGGUGCAUUUUGCCUGGCUCGCAGCUUGAAAGUUGUUAAUGAAGCUCUAACCUCUCUAGACUUAGGAUUUAAUGAAAUACGGGACGAUGGAGCUUUUGCUAUUGCUCAAGCACUCAAGUCUAAUGAAGAUGUGGCUGUCGCAUCUCUAAACCUUGGAAGUAACUUCCUUACCAAAUUUGGCCAGAGUGCUUUAACUGAUGCAAGAGACCAUGUGUUUGAGAUGACUGAAAAGGAAAUUGCCAUUUUUUUCUAAAAGACACUAUACUUCUCAGUAUAUAUUAUUGUCAUAUACCGCGACAAGAUUUUUGUGGUUAUUUUGCAUAUUAGCGGCCGGCAAGUACUGGUAAGAGCUCGUUCACGUCAAUUUUUUGAGUUCUAACCAUUCAUUCAUUGAGUAAAGUAUAGGAAUUUUGUAUUAAUGUAUUAUAUCCUUCAAUUUUUUAGUUCUCGAAAUGGAUUCCAACAGUUGCAUAUUCUUUUGAUCCCUUUAAUGAGAUAGUUGACCCACAAUAAUCAAUGUAUAUUAUUAUUAGUUAAAAGACAGAUAAAGAGAAAGUUACCAAAGGGAAUUAAAAGAUAGAAUCCUUACCCACACCCAGUACCGAUAACUGUAUGAAAUAUAUUGUCAGAA